Messenger RNA from Felis catus (domestic cat), 1981 nucleotides. It is a transcript of the gene PRF1, whose product is annotated as perforin 1. The record is from RefSeq and is a predicted model, not a curated record. Gene Ontology annotation, biological process: leukocyte mediated cytotoxicity. NCBI's taxonomy places the organism in Eukaryota, Metazoa, Chordata, Mammalia, Carnivora, Felidae. The coding region runs from base 190 to 1857 and encodes 555 amino acids. The transcript has 3 exons. Gene Ontology annotation, molecular function: calcium ion binding; pore-forming activity.
GGAGGGGCGGGGCAGGAAGCAGAAGUGAUGUGAACGGUGGCUUGGGUGAUGAGCUGUGUGGUGAGCCUCCCCGGGGGCUGACACCACCAUUUCAGGAGCCUCUCGUCGGGGAGACAGUGUCUGUGGGGGAGCGUCUCAACACAGGACUCCAGCUUCCCGAAGCCCAGACGCCCCCGUCUCCACAGCUCCAUGGGUGCCUGCGUGCUCCUCCCAGGCCUCCUCCUCCUGCUGCUGCCCCGCCCCGCCCCAGCCCCCUGCCACACGGCCGCCCGCUCCGAGUGCCGCCGCAACCGUCCGUUUGUGCCCGGCUCAAUGCUGGCUGGGGAGGGCGUGGACGUGACCAGUCUCAGGCGCUCGGGCUCCUUCCCGGUGGACACAGAGAGCUUCCUGCGGCCCGACGGCACCUGCACUCUCUGCCACAACGUCCUGAAACAGGGCGCCCUUCAGCGCCUCCCUCUGGCACUGACUGACUGGCGCGCCCAGGGCUCAGGCUGCCAGCGCCAAGUGGUCAGGGCCAAGGCCAGUUCCACCGAGGCCGUGGCCAGGGAAGCAGCCAGCAACAUCCGCAACGACUGGCGGGUGGGGCUGGACGUGUCUCCCAAACCCAGCGCCAACGUGCAUGUGACCGUGGCUGGCUCGCACUCCCACAUGGCCAACUUCGCGGCCCAGAAGACCUUCCACGACCAGUACAGCUUCAGCACUGACUUGGUGGAAUGUCGCUUCUACAGCUCUCACCUGGUACACUCUCCCCCACUCCACCCCAAUUUCCAGAGGGUCGUCAGAGACCUGCCCCCCGACUUCAACACCUCCACCGAGGCCGACUACCUCCGGCUCAUCUCCAACUACGGCACCCACUUCAUCCGGUCCAUGGAGCUGGGCGGCCGGAUCUCGGCCCUCACCGCCCUGCGCACCUGUGAGCUGGCCCUGGACGGGCUCGGGGCCAAAGAGGUGGAGGACUGCCUGGCCGUCGAGGCCCAGGUCAGCAUAAGUGGCCGUGCCGACUCUUCAUCGGAACUCAAGGCCUGUGAGGAGAAGAAGAAGCACCACAAGAUAACCACCUCCUUCCACCAGGCCUAUCGGGAGCGCUUUUCCGAAAUAGUUGGCGGCCACCACACCUCCGUAAGUGACCUGCUGUUUGGGGACCAGGCCGGGCCCGAGCAGUUCUCGGCCUGGGUCGCCUCGCUGCUGGACAGACCCAGCCUGGUGGACUACACCCUGGAGCCUCUGCAUGUGCUCCUGGAGAGCCAGGACCCGCGGCGGGAGGCCCUGCGACAGGCCGUGAGCAAGUACGUGAUGGACAGGGCCCGCUGGAAGGACUGUAGCAGGCCUUGCCCCCUGGGGCAGAAGAAGAGCCCCCACAACCCAUGCCAGUGUGUCUGCCACGGCUCAGCGGUCACCAACCAGGACUGCUGUCCCCGGCAGAGGGGCCUGGCCCACUUGGAGGUCAUGAACUUCCAGGCGUCAGGCCUGUGGGGAGACUCUUUCACUAGGACGGACGCCUACCUGAAGGUCUUCUUUGGAGGCCAGGAGCUGAGAGUGAGCACAGUGUGGAACGAUAACAACCCCAAGUGGAUGACGCGGCUGGACUUCGGGGACGUGAUCCUGUCCACCGGGGGUCCCCUGAGGGUGCAGGUCUGGGACCAAGACCACGGCUGGGACGAUGACCUCCUCGGCACCUGUGACCAGAACCCACGGUCUGGCUUGCACGAGGUGAGGUGUGGCCUGUCCCACGGUCACCUGAGAUUCUCCUACCAUGCCAAGUGCUUGCCUCACCUGAAGGGGGACACCUGCCUGGAGUAUGCCCCCCACGGUCUUCUGGGGGAGCUUCCCGGAAACCGGAGUGGGCCGGUGUGGUGAGAAGAGCCAGCCUCGAGAGGACACGUGGGCCUGGCCUGAAGGGGUUCUCACAGAGGGAGCCAGGACCGAUGCUCAUAUACCCAUUAGAUGGAAAACUGAGGCUUACGUCCGCCCCCCCCCCCCC